This is a messenger RNA of Tetrahymena thermophila SB210, 1164 nucleotides long. RefSeq lists its product as hypothetical. The record is from RefSeq and is a predicted model, not a curated record. Lineage: Eukaryota; Ciliophora; Oligohymenophorea; Hymenostomatida; Tetrahymenidae. The transcript has 3 exons.
AUGGGUCAAUGUUGUGGCUUUGUUAAAACAGAUAACGGAAUAAAUAUGCAUUAGGCAUAGUUUAGUAGAGAAAUAGAAGAGCACUUAGAUAAAUUAGAGAAGGACAGGAUCAUAGAAGCAUAAGAGACCUCAUCAUAAAUAGGAAAUGUUGGUAAUAAUAAUGGAUCAACAGUGGGAUAUCAUGAUGGAAAGGAUAUUACACACCACUAAUCGAAUUUAUCAAAUGAAAUAUAGAAAUAACGGAGUGCAGAUAAACAAUUACUUAAGAAAGAGUCGGCAUAUGAAGACUACGAAGUAAAGGUGAUAGAUAAUUAAAAUGCAUAGAAAGAAUAGAAUUAGUAUGUGGGAUAAAAUAGCACAGGGGAAAAAGUUGAAAAAUAUAAUUCUCAGACAUCAAAAGACUUAGUUAGAGUGAAAUCUUCUGAAAAAAAGAAUUCUGUGAUUGCCAAAUAAGAAUCUAUAAACAAAUAAGGCACACUUUCUAAUAAUUUGACUGUUAAUAACUAAGCACUUGGAAUAGAAGAUAUACAUUUAGAAUAGCUAUCUGUGAGUCCAAAUAAUUCAUAUAAUUAUGCAAGUAAUGAAGAAAGUCUUAAUAACAGCGUACAUGAUGAAGAAACAAAAAAUGCUGAGAAUUAAAAUGCUAAUACAGCUAAUGGAGGUGUAAGUUUUGGUAAUGAUUUAAACAAGAAAUCCUCUUUAUCGGCUUAAUUAUAAUCAAACAUUAUAAAUAUAAAUGGUAUUUCAUAAUCUAAUCCUGCUUCUCCAAGCCUCAACUCUGGUAUUUCCAAUUCAAAUGUAAGAGAAUCAUUUUAGAAUAAUGGAGGAAGAAAAAGCAUUCUAUUGAAUACUCUAGCAAAAAAAGAUGACCCUAACAGUGGUUCAAAAUCUAUAUUAUCUUCAGAAGACCAGCAAGAGAAGAAAAAAGAAAAAAGAGUCAAGCUUGUAACAACCUAAUCAGAAAAAAGAUUUGAUACAGACACUAAUAAUGCAAGGGAAAAUACAGAAAAAACAACUCCAUCUAAGCCAAAGGGAGUUUUGAAAAAGUACGAUCCUAAUUCAUCGUUUUCAGAUGCUGACUCUCCUCGUACUAAAACUAAAAAGAAAGUUAAAUUCAAAGAAUCAACAUUCAAAAAAUAGUCAAAAAAGAAAAAAAAAGACUGA